Messenger RNA from Uranotaenia lowii, 543 nucleotides. RefSeq lists its product as uncharacterized. Bases 186 to 530 code for a protein of 114 amino acids. The transcript has 3 exons. The record is from RefSeq and is a predicted model, not a curated record. NCBI's taxonomy places the organism in Eukaryota, Metazoa, Arthropoda, Insecta, Diptera, Culicidae.
UCCCAUGAUGAUGAUGGUUGGCUGGCACUCACUCUCCCCUUCACGCGAUUGGCUACUUUUGGUGAGAACUCAUCGGCGUCCCGACGCGAUCUUCAAGCCUCUGCCUCUCACGCGCAACGAUAGCAUAUGAUGACCACUACGCACUGAUCAACACGUGCUUGCUAUGCUGAAAGAGUACCACGUUUAUGGUUCGGGCUCAUCUUCUCCAGGGCGAAGGUCUGCAGCUGAAAAAACACCGAGGAUCUUUCCUGCAUCAUCUGCCAGCUCGUAAGAGCUACUGCCUCUCUUCGCUACCACCGUGCACGGUGUGUACAAAGGGCCAUACUUCGCAUUAUAGCGAUCUGCUGCUGACGAUAGCUGAAAGUUGCGCUUGUAGACCUUCUGCCCCACACGAUUCACCACUAGCAUAUUUUACUCCGCGGAUGGCCAGUUCAUACUCCAGCUCAUCGUCUAGAAGAUGUGUGACGUUCAGGGAACGAUAUGGCAAGGCAUAUUCUGAGUUCAUGGUAGGACAGUUCGUGACGGUUUAAAAGUGAAAAAUAA